This is a messenger RNA of Vollenhovia emeryi, 2974 nucleotides long. RefSeq names its product membrane-associated progesterone receptor component 1 (gene MSBP). Bases 379 to 1053 code for a protein of 224 amino acids. The record is from RefSeq and is a predicted model, not a curated record. NCBI's taxonomy places the organism in Eukaryota, Metazoa, Arthropoda, Insecta, Hymenoptera, Formicidae. The transcript is spliced from 3 exons. Gene Ontology annotation, cellular component: membrane; endomembrane system.
CGCGCGUCGAGUCGUCGUCAGUGUCGUCACGCGUCGGCGAGCGGCGCCUAGUCGGCGAUUAUCAGUCCGCGUUCCCCGCCUCGCUGUAGUCGCUGUUUCUCUCGCCCGCGCGCUCUCUCUCUCUCUUUCUCGCAGCGAGUUCUCCGCCGCAGCUCAGAGUCCGUGGGUCUCCGCGAGUCGCGUACGCGUCGGCAGGCACGCGCCGCGCAGAGGCAUAUACGCGUCAUUCGCGCGCGCACAUCGCGACAGGAAUUCGGAAGCGCGUACGCCGUUACGCUUCCUCUAACCCAGUCCCCCGGCGCGUUCGUAACCUCUCGUCUUCCUCGGCGAGACACUCCUCGCCUGCCCGGGUAGACGGGUCGGUUGACUCUGGUCAAGAUGGCCGAGAAGAGCGGUUCGCCGGCCGCCGCGGCUCAGGAACAGCAACAGCAGCAGCAGCAGCAGCAGCAACCGCAACCGCAGUUCCUGUCCAGCUUCGUCGGCGAGAUCGUCAAGAGCCCGGUGAACCUCGCCCUUGUGGGCGUCAUCGCCAUCCUCGUCUACAAGAUCGUCAAGGGCCGCACGCGGCCCGAGGAGCCCGUGCAGGAGGUGAAGAAGCUGCCCAAGCUGCGCCGCGACUUCGCGAUCGAGGAGCUGCCCAAGUACGACGGCAAGGGCCCGGACGGCCGGAUACUCGUCGCCGUCAACGGCAGCGUCUACGACGUCACCAGAGGCGCCAAGUUCUACGGCCCUGGUGGGCCCUACGAGGCGUUCGGCGGCCGGGAUGCCAGCAGGGCGCUCGCGAGGUUCGCCGUGGACGCCGCGACGGACAAGUACGACGAUCUGAGCGACCUGAACACCACGGAGAUGAAUUCCAUCAAGGAGUGGGAAGAGCAAUUCAAAGAGAGAUACGAUUACGUGGGGAAGUUGCUGAAGCCCGGCGAGGCACCGACAAACUACUCGGACGAGGAGGACGAGGGUAGCCAGCAGGAGACCGAGGCCAAGUCGGAGAGCUGCGACACAGAGAAAAAAGCGGAUCAUAGCGAGAGCGCCGGGAAGUCGAAGAGCGAAUGACCGCAUGGUCUUACAUUGGAGGCAGAACCGUUUCAGGAGACCGCCACGCACACGCUGUUGUUACAGAAAUCCUUGAAAUUGUCGCUCAUGAAUAUAUUUCUGGACGUUCGGCCGAAUGUUUUAUUACUUCGUAACGAUAAUCGGAUAAAGAGGCGAAACGCCGGCUUUUAAUCGCGUUGGAAGUUACAUAAAAUAACAUUGCCGGAGAAGAGCCCGGCGGUUCACACACAAUGAAGACUUUGUUUGGGCGCCCGACUCACACCGGUCGGCGUCGCGGGCCGCCCGUGUCUUUUAAUGUUUUUACAUAUGUACAAAAGAUUUUCUACAGCAAAACGCCGAGAGCCGGAUCGGUGGCGGCUACAACAACGUAUAUAUUCCAAUUGUAGAUUCCCGUUCAAUUACCUGUGUAUACCGCUGUGCGACGCGCACGGCGACGGUACGGCCGGUCGUAUUUCUGCGUACCCACGACGAGCACGCGGGCGUUACGAUGAAACCGAGCAUGCAUUUGGAGUUUAGUUUUAAGUCUACCGUGUGGAGUGCGAGUCCACUCGCGCCCGUGCGACCGCGGGAGAGACUGUACGCUCUGGAACAACGCGCCUGCAAACGAUCCGAUUGGCGCUCGUUGAUUCCGCCAAUGCGCUAAACGCGAAGUUUACAUCUACACUUUUAAUACGCAAAUCGUAUCGGACGUGUGAUUGAAAAUGAUGGAGAAAGGGGGUACACACCGAUUCGAUGGUCUCUCGAUCGGGCAGAUUGCAUUUUGUUUUUUUUCCGUGUAAAAGUUUUAAUUGCUGAAACCGAAAGCCGAGCGUGACGCGUGCGUUACUAAUACUUUACACACGAAUAAACUUAACGGAACUCGUGUCGUGCAUUUUGGCAUUGUAAAAUUUCGUUGCAAGGGCACAAUAGGACGUCACAUUCGCGUACUUCCGCGCGGCGUCGUCCCUCGGCGCCGCGGCGCAUCGAUUUGUUAAUGCUGUCCAACGGUUUAUUCACCAGUAAAAUAUGGUUUUGGUAAAUAGUUAUACCUGAGAGAAUAAGUUUAUGAAUAAAGGUUAAUAUUAGAGUUACGUUAUAUACAUAUAUAUACAUUAUAUAUAUAUAUAUAUAUUUCUACAUACACGUGAAAUGUUUGCAUGCACUUCCUACAUAAUUUAAAGUUCCGUCGGUGUAAGUCACGUUGUAUUUUACGUCUUGUUGGCAUUUAAAGGUGGCAAGAAGAAAAUUAUUUAUUAUAUACCACGCGUCGUCUUAGCUGAUCGAAGAAACAAUGGUGUAUAUAACUUAUCAUGGCUAGAUAGUACUGAUUGUGACAAAUAAAGUUUUAUUAUUGUUUAUAUUAAUCCAACGGCGAGAAAGGGAGUGUGAGUGCACGUUCAGUCCGAUCGUCGUCAUGUACACGAAUAAUAUAUGGAUACUUUUAUUCUCUAAUUAUUUACGAAGCGACUUCUCUCUCCAUUCUCGGGCGAGCCUCUCGGCGUCGCGCGAACGUGUUUUGCUCGACGAGAUUGCAGUUGAUUGACCAGACCAAAUAGAUGAAAUUGCCAUAGACGCAAUCGGAGUAGGAAUCUCGGCAAGUUCGCGCGCAUUCUCGACCGUUCCAAGUGAAUGUCAACUUUAGAUUCAAGUUCAUUUCUACCAAUGCGGGUUUGUCUUGUUUGCUCUUCUGGUUCCAAAAAUUGGAAAGGGAUAAGAAGUUAAAGCGAUAAACCGAGAUUAAUCGGUAGAAAUGGACAACGUAUCGAGACACACGAUUUAAGAAGUUGGCCAAUCGCAAUCGAUUGGCCAUUCUCUUAAAUCUUACCGCAGACGUCGUGGAAUAGCAUACAUAAUAUGUCUAGAUUUUAUAUUUAAUUCCUCUCUUUCCCUCAAUGUGAGUGUAUCUGCGUGUUCGCAGUGUUAAAUAAACUCGAUUCGCUGA